UCUACCGGUGACGCCACUGUAUGCAGUGGACGCCAUUUUACGCUUAAAUACGCUGCUUACAGUUUUAGUGUCAGUUAAAGCAAAGAAUGAGUGAAUAUUCAGCUGUAGCUCCUCCUCAGCAAAAUUUUAAUCAAUCUUCAGCCUUUGCUGCAGCUUUACAAAGAGCAAAGCAGAUUGCUGCUAAAAUAAAUCCCAACAGUACUACUGGAGAUACUAGAACUAAACGGCCAUUAGAGGAUGGUGCAGAACCAGAUGCAAAGAAAAUUGCAGGUGGUUUAGCUGGAGCAGCAGCAGCUGCAGCUCAAGCUUCUGCGAGAGGUGCACCACAAAAUCAGACUACCAUUCCAAAUAUGGGAGGACCUCCAGGUGUUGGUGGAGGCCCUAGUCAAGGUCAAGGACCACAAUUUAAUGAAGAUAUUAAAGUUCCUGACAAAAUGGUUGGACUAAUAAUCGGCAGAGGCGGCGAGCAGAUCACUCGAUUACAAGCGGAAACGGGUUGCAAGAUCCAAAUGGCUCCUGACUCGGCCGGUCUGCCCGAACGCGCAUGCUCGCUAUCGGGCACCCGUGACGCCAUUAACCGAGCCAAGGAGCUCAUCAUGAAUAUCGUUCAACAGCGCGGUCGGACCGAAGGUCUAGGGGGCGCGGACUUGGGUCCAGGGAUGGGUGGACAAGAUGCGAAUUUCCCGCCAGGAGUCAACAUGAAUCAGACGAUGGGUGGUCGGAAUUUUGUAGAAAUAAUGAUUCCGGGUCCAAAAGUCGGCCUUAUCAUUGGAAAAGGCGGUGAAACCAUCAAACAGUUACAGGAAAAAAGCGGCGCUAAAAUGGUUGUCAUCCAAGAGGGUCCUAACCAGGAAGUAGAGAAGCCCUUGCGUAUCAGUGGUGAUCCACAGAAAGUUGAAUAUGCCAAACAACUUGUGUAUGAUUUAAUUGCUGAAAAAGAAAUGCAAAACUUUAACAGAAGGGGACAAGACAACAGACAACAGCAACAGUUUAACGAUUAUGGGGGUGGAAAUAAUGAAAUGGAGGUUUUAGUGCCACGCCCGGCCGUAGGGGUUGUCAUCGGCAAAGGGGGCGACAUGAUAAAAAAAAUUCAGGCAGAAACAGGGGCACGCGUCCAAUUUCACCAAGCAAAGGAGGAAGGACCGGGUGACCGUCGCUGUUAUUUAUCAGGUCGUCCUCAAAAUGUGGAACAGGCACGCUUACGAAUUGAAGAGCUUAUUGAAAGCGUCUGUGGAAAUAGGGCGGGAGGCGGCGGCGGCGGCGGUGGUCGUGGUGGUCGUGAACGCUUUGAUGGUCGCGGAGGAAACAGGAAUGGGGGUGGACAAGAAUAUGGGGGUGGGUGGGAUGAUAGAAGACCACCGCAACAGCCCCAAGAGGUUACUUUCACUGUUCCAAGUAACAAGUGUGGAAUUAUAAUAGGUCGAGGGGGAGAAACUAUAAAACAGAUUAAUCAACAGUCAGGGGCCCAUUGUGAAUUAGAUCGAAGAUCUCAAAAUCAACAAGACAAAACGUUCAUUAUAAGGGGUGAUCCGGAACAAAUUGAGACCGCAAAGAGAAUAAUAAGUGAAAAAGUACAAAUCCCAUUGAACUUCAUUACUGUUGGUGGUGGAAACAGUAAUUUACCGACAGCGUAUCCUGGAAUGGCACCACAAGGUUACAAUCCUCAGGGUUGGGGUGCACCUGCCUAUCAGCAACAGUGGGGUGCUCCACAUCAAUCGACUGACCCAUCAGUAGCAGCUGGUGUACAACAAAAUUCAAAUCCCAAUGCAGUUCAAAUGAAUCCCGCCACAGGACAAGCUGAUUAUUCACUCCAAUGGGCCGAAUACUACAGAUCGUUGGGAAUGCACCGGGAAGCUGAAAUUAUUGAGCAACAGGCGAAGAACAAAACUGGGGGAGCGACAACUGGAGUUCCUGGUACAAUGGCAGCCACACCUCAAACCAACACAGCAACAGUUGCUGCGCCUUCGUCUGGAGCCGUCAGUAACGGGCCUCAACCCGACUACAGCGCUCAAUGGGCGGAAUAUUACCGAAGUUUAGGAAAGCAUAAGGAAGCUGAAGCUAUCGAAGCGCAAAUGAAACAAAAGAAUCAAGUGGGUGGUCAAGGGACGUCAAAUCCAGCUAAUGGAGGCGGCAUGCCACCUGGUGUUCCUGGCCAAGCAACAACAAUGCCUGGGUACCCCCAGGCUGCUGCUGCAGCAGCCUACGGUGCUUAUCAACAGUCCGCUAGUGGUUAUUACGGCGCACCGGGGCAAGGAACCGCGCCUCAAGCUAUACAACCUCAAGGACAGUAUGGUUAUUCAGGAUAUGGGUAUGGAGCUGCUCAAGCGUCCAGCCAGGAAAAUCAGCAACAGUGAGCUGUCAUUUCAAAAGUGAUUUUAGUUGGCGCUGAGCGAAGGGGGCCCUCCACGGUAGCCGAACUGCACAUGACUUGCUCGCUACGUCCCUGUAUAAUUAGCGUUAAUAAUUAAUAUCGAUAAGACUUUGUUGUUCGAUUAAAAUUAGUGUUUAAUGAUGGGAGCGGGCGACAAUAUGAAUAGCUAACGUUUUCUUUUUGUAUGCCCGACCGAAAAAAUAAUUGAAUGGUGUCAUAAAGUAUGGUGGUGACAAAUAACGACGCCGCAGUGGGAGACGUUUGUUCACAUUUGUCCGGAAAGUUAUCGUUUCAAAAGUACACUUGACGCAUUAUAAAAUAUUUAUAUAUUUUUUUUUGCGUACUUUCGUAACAGGCUCGCAUCUUUUUCAUGAUCUUUAGAAAAAAAGGAAUAGUAUUUUACAGUUUUAGCCAUGUUUGUUAUUAUUGCAUCUUUGUAAUGUUAUUAAUUUUUUUCAUUCUACAUGUAUUUAGUGCCACUGGUCGUUCCAAAAGAUUCAUAACAUUUACACAUAUUGAUGUGUUAUUUCUUUAUCUUGAAUGCCUUUUGUUUAAUAAUUCGCAAAUAACAUUUAACUACCUAUGUAAAUGGUUCACAUCGAACUCCAAGGUACAUAUGUCGGACCAGGCAUUGGUAAGGUUUAAAUUUAAAUAACACUAUUUUGUCUAUUUUAUUAAUAUCCAUUUUUACUAAUUUAUUUUUGUUUAAUUAACGUCAAUUUUGGUUAGUAAACGUGAAAAAUCAAUUAGCUAUACAUAUU
Agrilus planipennis (emerald ash borer) is the source of this 3132-nucleotide messenger RNA. RefSeq names its product far upstream element-binding protein 1 (gene Psi). NCBI's taxonomy places the organism in Eukaryota, Metazoa, Arthropoda, Insecta, Coleoptera, Buprestidae. Gene Ontology annotation, biological process: regulation of DNA-templated transcription. Bases 87 to 2354 code for a protein of 755 amino acids. Gene Ontology annotation, molecular function: mRNA binding. Gene Ontology annotation, cellular component: cytoplasm; nucleus. The transcript is spliced from 12 exons. The record is from RefSeq and is a predicted model, not a curated record.